AUGGUUAAGCGAUACGCAUAUGUGUCGGUACGGAACAACACUUCAAGUCCCGUUCACAAUGUGAGCGUGAUACACAAGUAUAGCGAUGUUUACCGCAGCAAGGAGAUCUGGCCUACUAUUCAGUCAGAAGAGCUCGCCGAGGACAAGAUGCUGGUGAACUACAACACUGGCUUUCUUACUACAGGUCACGACUGGUGGCUCAUUAUGUGGGUCAACAACGAGGGCAACACUCUCUAUUAUUCUCAUCCACACAAUUUCCGUGAUAUCCUCGACAAGAUCGAACGACUCGGGAACGGGAUUUUGAAGUCGCUGUCUAAGCUAGAGGGCGGAGAGAGUGGCCAAGCUAUGCGAGAGGCUGCGCAAUUAAUCCUCAACCAAGAAGGCACGGCGGGCUUCAAACAACAUAUGUUGGAGUCCGACGACAACGACAAGCUUACUGAAAUCGUCAUAAAUUCGGACUACACCAUUACCUUCAAGUCACACUCGGGCACAUCCAACACCGUUACUGCAACAAAGGAGCUGUAA
This is a messenger RNA of Aspergillus alliaceus, 525 nucleotides long. RefSeq lists its product as uncharacterized. The transcript has a single exon. NCBI's taxonomy places the organism in Eukaryota, Fungi, Ascomycota, Eurotiomycetes, Eurotiales, Aspergillaceae. The record is from RefSeq and is a predicted model, not a curated record. The coding region runs from base 1 to 525 and encodes 174 amino acids.